Molecule: messenger RNA, 5402 nt
Organism: Pimephales promelas (fathead minnow)
Lineage: Eukaryota; Metazoa; Chordata; Actinopteri; Cypriniformes; Leuciscidae
Gene: igfbp5b
Product: insulin-like growth factor binding protein 5b
Biological process (GO): regulation of insulin-like growth factor receptor signaling pathway
Cellular component (GO): extracellular region
Molecular function (GO): fibronectin binding; insulin-like growth factor II binding; insulin-like growth factor I binding
Source: RefSeq, a predicted model, not a curated record
UCUUGUGUGUGUGUGUGUUCUGCAUAACGCAUGUGUAUGCGAGGAAGCGUCUUUAUCAUGUCACAUCCAUGUUGCCUUUUGUCGCGUUUUGUCUUGAAUCUGUUGGAAAGCCGCUGAGCUUCGCGCACGAAUCUGACGUUAUCAGCCACAAAGUGCACGGACGAUCUCCGAGGAUCAUAUCUACGAUUUUGCAUGGAUUUGUGUUUUGCUCUGCGCUCUUGGCAUCACUGCGUAAAAGACUGAUCCUAUUGCCGAGGGGGGGAAAAGGCGCUGGCGCUGCGCCACGAUCUGGCAAGUGCGCCUCCCUUCUCCGCUGUUUGGCUUAUUCAUAGUUAGGGGUUUGGGUUUGGCUGUUUUUAAAAAGGCAAGCACUGCUGUGAAGUUGAUCAGUCUGCUCAGAAAACUUCCAGAGGGGAAAGUGUUUUGGAAUCGGAAAGUCCAGAAUUUCAGUGCGCAACCAAUUGCGCACAAACUGGACUAUUGGAGAAUACCUAUGUGAUUCAUUUAUUUUAUGUGUAUUUAUAUGAAAAUCCACCGGAUUGUUCUUUAUCACAAGAUUUUGAAGAGACUGUUUAUAAUUUAAUCGUUUUUAAAACACCACAACCAGUGCUUUCACUUUACAUGCGGACUUUUCCUUUGAGUCGAAUCUGAGCCAAACGUUCAUGCGUUCUCAUAUCUAGUUGUGUUUUUUUUUUUUUUUUUUUCUUUCUUUUUUUUUUUUUGCGCCAUCGGACCUCAUUCAUUUUGACACGAAUUAUGGCUCUUCUUGUGCUGGGUACAUUUCUGACGGCGUUGUCCAUCAGCGGAGGCUCUUAUGUGCCGUGCGAGCCGUGCGAUCAGAAGGCGCUCUCCAUGUGUCCUCCGGUCCCGGUGGGCUGUCAGCUGGUGAAGGAGCCUGGCUGCGGCUGCUGCUUGACUUGCGCUCUGGCGGAGGGGCAGGCAUGCGGGGUAUACACCGGUACAUGCACGCACGGGCUGCGCUGCCUGCCGCGCAACGGCGAGGAGAAGCCGCUUCACGCCCUGCUACACGGCAGGGGAGUGUGCACGAACGAGAAGGGAUACAAACCACCGCACCCACCUAUUGAUCGUGAAUCAAUAGAGCAUGAUGAUACAGUGAAGCCAGACACGACUGAAGACCAGAGUCCUAAAAUUCCCCUUAAAAUUCCAGAUGUAAUCAACAGCAAGAAGCAUGCUGCCGUGCGCAAGGACAAGAAGAAACAACAGGAGAAGCUUCGCUCACUGGGAACCAUGGAUUACUCCCCCCUUCCCAUCGACAAGCAUGAGCCUGAAUUUGGUCCCUGCAGAAGGAAGCUGGAUGGAGUCAUUCAAAAUAUGAAAGACACCUCACGCGUCAUGGCUCUUUCCCUCUACCUGCCUAACUGUGACAGGAAGGGCUUCUUCAAGCGCAAGCAGUGCAAGCCCUCCCGCGGCCGGAAACGAGGCAUCUGCUGGUGCGUGGACAAAUAUGGCGUGCAGCUGCCCGGCACUGACUACAGCGGCGGUAACAUCCAGUGCAAGGAUUUGGAGAACAGUAACAACAACGAGUGAGAAUCAACCCACCCUGAUCACCAGACCUAGGGCCCACCCUCCUUGUCCUGUCCCACCAGUCUACCCGCCAGUCACUUUGAGAUUUUGAUGCAAAACGACAAAGAAACACAACAGCUAUUACAAAUAUGAACAAUCAGACUAAAAAGAAAACGUUAAAGUGAGAUAACCCACAGGAAUCGUUUUGACUGAGCGCUCAUCUCUAUCUCACCGGACUCAGCCAAUAAGAGGAGCCCCCUGCUAGAGCUGAGUCCCGGCAACAACAACAACAACAAAAUGUUAAAAAUAUAUACACACAAUUAUAUAUUUUUAUAGAAGCUGGGGUUUGAGCACCAUACUGUUUUGUUUAAAGUUAACAUAAAACAAAAAACUACAAAAAAAAAAGAAUAUAUGGCAUGUUGAAUAUUAACAGGGCUAUCUUGGUCUUUUACAUCUUCUGUUGUCAAGGUAUCAAGGGAGAUAGCAGGAACUCUUACUAUUUGAAUUAAAAAAAAACAAAAAAAACAUUUGUUUUCCAAAAGAAAAGAAAAAAAAGGAAAACACAUGUUAGAGAUCUGCUGAUACGGUCAUCUCUAUCUGGCUUUUUUUGUCAUGUCAGAGCACUUAUUCAUUGGGGAACCUGCUUGUGUGUGUACGAGUGUGCGUUUGCGUGCACACCUGCGUGAGCAAUGAAAUACGGCGAUAGCUUUCAAAAAAAAAAAAGAAAUGUUUUUUUUUUUUUUGUCUUUGUGGCAUAUCCCUCCCAGAACGUAGUGAAAACCAGGAUCCCAUUAGACAAAUCUGUUUCAGUGGCUCCAGACUGUGUAGCUUACCUAACAUGCCAACCGUGCCUAUGUAAACAGACGCUGCCACGCAGUUUUACAGCAGAGCAGAGCGAUCCCGAACGAGAAAUAAAGUCCACACAGAGAAUCAAUCGGUGUCCACGCCUAGAAAAGAAAGGGCCACUCUGGAAUAGUUUGGUAUCAGAUAUCGUGGCAUCUGGGCUGAGUUAAAAUCGAGACAGAUGCUGUAACCCCUUGCGUUUGAACUUUGACGGACGUUCACCGUGCAGAGCGGUAGUUUCUUUCUGUCUGUAAUGUUUUAUUUUAUUAUUUUUUUUGUUAUGUGCUGUUUCCUUUGACUUCAUGGAGGUAAUGAAAGUCCACUUAUGAGCCAUGUUCCUCGACCAUGUGGUUUCACUGAAAAUAGGUGCAACCUUGGUAUAUUACCUUUAACUCUAGAUUAUUGAAUGUUUUCUUUCUUUUUUGUUUUGUUGUCCUUAACAAACAACCACAACGAUCUGGUGCUCAGCAAAGGAGUUUUAGCAUUAUCAAUUUGCAUAUUUCCAUCUGACCUGUCACAGUGACAACUCGCUCAUUUGAAUGCAGGUCGGACCACUUUUUAAGCUCCGCCCACUUUGACUGUUCACAAAUCGGUAAUAGCUCUUUUGGUUAGCAUGAUGACACAUUUAAUUUGUAUUUCUGCAUUUCAUCGAACCUCGAGGCACGGUGGAAAAACAGAAGGUGCGUUUCACCGCAGUGACGUUCAGUGUGCGAGUCUCAGUGCCUUCCUACAUGCAAAUACAUUUGAAUGGUGACGUGAACGUUCCACAAUAGCCAAGGGGAACGAAACAGCCUUUUCAUAUUGACGAAGGACCUCAAUUGCGUUCAAAUAUUGCAUCAGAUCAGAUAUGAAAUCCGUUACGCUACAUUGUAUGUCAAGCAGCUAUCAGAAAUCGCUCCCUGCACCGAGGCUAAGAUAGGGAGAUCGUAGUCCAGCUAGCGCUAGCUCAUUUACUGUUAUUUCUCUUACGAAUAAGCUGACGAUUGAUUUGACAGAGACUGCAAAUGUGUGUAAUUGCUGACAAGAGAGUAUUUUCAAUCAAGCUAUACAUCAAACAGGGAUACUCACCAGUCAGCUCUUGAAGAGUAAGUGAAGCCAUUCCCUGCCACAAUGGGUCCGUUGUCCGGAUCUUAUUCCGGGGCCCGAAUGAUCAUAGUUUCACUGCAGGGAGGGGGCUGUAAAAAUAGCCACUGAUCUAUCCAGAUCUCACCCAUCAUAACCAGGCGCUAUCUGCAUAUUCCAUAUUUCAGACGUCGUGGAGUUGAGAGAACUGCGUUCUUAUUGGUAGCUGAAAGCACAAUCAAAUUACGUUGCGUAGAAUUCCAUCCCGUGUGGGCCUGGCUGUAAUUUUAAAUAACCACGGGUUGCAUGUCAAAUAAAGAAUUGCGAAUGACAAGAUGGGAGGUGGUGGUGAGUGAGAGAAAGAGAGCGAGUUCAGGGCGUGCGGGUUAACCAGACUCUCGUAGGUGUCGCGAGGAGGCGUAGUCGCCGCAGUUAUUGCACAAUUCGCCUGGUAGGUGUCUUUACCACCGGUGGCGAAAUCAGUAAUCAGAGUAAUCCAGGUCCAUGUCGAAAGCCCCCUCCCCCAUUUAAAGAAAGCAGCUUGCACUUAAUUCCUUACCUUGCCACACGUUUCGUGCCGUCUCAAAGUGAAUCUCAGUUCAGGUAUAGGAGCAGGAGCAGGCCUCGGACAGAUACCCUGCCUGAGUACCUUUGACAGGGGCUUCGCAAGCCCAAGCCUGAGACCCACGCCAUCAUUCAGUGGGUUUACCAGUAAUACAACCAAUCACAGUCUAUUCUCCAUCUACUCUUAAUAGACUUUGCGUCUCAGUGAUAUCCGGGGAGAAGGAGAGCGGGUGAGGGCCUUAAGCGGUGAUCUCACUUCACAACACACAACACAUACUGCAAAAAUCCUUUUCUUAAUCAGUAUCGGUGUCUUGUUUUCCUGGUAAAAUCAUCUGAACGACUUUACAAGUAGUUGAAUUUACUUGAAAAGCAAAAUCAUAUCUUGAAUCGCAUUCAAACUUUUUGGGAACUAGUAUGGCCAAAAACCAAAAUUUGUGUUCCAAACCAUUUUGACUCACUUUCUUCCGUGUGAACACCAAAGGAGAAGUUUAGCAUAAUGUCCGAGCUGCUCACUUUGUCAAGCUUUCAAAAUGAACAAACGAAGCACCACACAAGUCGUAGAAAGUUGUACGAGAGCUUUGUGCAAAAAAAAGGAGUUGAAAAUCUUGCUUGACAGCCGUGUUCACCGUUCACUUGUUCAUAACGCAGCUGCAAAUAUCUUCUUGCGUGUUCCAUGGAUGGAAGAACGUGAUAAUUCAAGACAUUUUAUUCCAAACUGUUGCUUCUCAAGUCAAUUGAUCUUGUUUUAAAAAACGUCUAGAUGUUUUUACUGAAAAACCAGACAAAAAUACAACGUUUUUGCAGUGCUUCACACUUCAUAGUAGAAUUUUUUUUAGAUAGACAGUCUCGGAAUCUGAUAAGCAGGCACGCAACGGCUUUGGUCACAAGGAAACAAAAUAAAGUGUUUAUAUGAAAACCCUGAAUGUUAUAAGACGAUGCACUGUGGCUGAAAUUGAGUUUUACCUUAGAAUCCAUCUGGGGUGUCAUUGUGAGAAUGGGAAAGAAAUGUCAUUAAUGUGAUUUUGAUCCGUUCUGAUUUGUAAUUAGAGGUAAAAGACUAUCGAUUGCCAGGACGCAGCAUGUUGCUUUUUAUCUGCUUUCAUCAGAUUCCGAAUCUCCUACUUGGGUAGACAGCAGUGUUCAUAACUUACACUACAGUAGAAACGACAGGUUUUCUUUCUCUGAAUGCAUAACAGUUUUUUUUCUUUAUUGAAUUUUUUUUUUUUUUUUUUUUGGAUGAGAAAAGACUUGAUGAUUGACCACCUAAAUGUGGCUUAAACUGGCAUGUGAAAAAGACCCAUUAGUGGCUGGAGGACUCUAAAAAAUGUUCAGCAUUUGGAACUCUUAUUAAAAACCAAUAAAAUGAAAAAAAAAAAAAAUCAAAUUAUUAAGAAAGUGAAUAUCACUGU